Perca flavescens (yellow perch) is the source of this 918-nucleotide messenger RNA. It is a transcript of the gene pebp1, whose product is annotated as phosphatidylethanolamine binding protein 1. Bases 102 to 665 code for a protein of 187 amino acids. Lineage: Eukaryota; Metazoa; Chordata; Actinopteri; Perciformes; Percidae. The record is from RefSeq and is a predicted model, not a curated record. The transcript is spliced from 4 exons. Gene Ontology annotation, biological process: negative regulation of MAPK cascade.
CGUCCUAUCUAUCCUAGUGGUCCUUAAACGCAGCACUUUUUGUGCUCCUGCAUGUAGCGGUACAGCCAACAACGUCUGCAACCGGACUACGAAUCUAAAAAAUGCCCGUAGAUUUGAGCCAGUGGACCGGGCCUCUUGCCCUGCCGGAGGUCGAGGAGAAGCCUGCACAGCCUCUGACCGUUAAAUACGACUCUGUGGAAAUCGACGAGCUUGGCAAAGUGCUCACGCCAACACAGGUGCAGAAUCGACCCACCUGCGUGGAGUGGGAAGGAUGUGACUCCAGUAAGUUGUAUACUUUGGCCCUGACCGACCCUGACGCUCCCAGCAGGAAAAACCCGAAAUUCAGGGAGUGGCACCACUUUCUGGUUGUCAAUAUGAAAGGGAAUGAUGUGUCGUCUGGCUGCGUCUUAUCGGACUACGUGGGCUCUGGUCCUCCCAAGGGCACAGGUCUCCACAGGUACGUGUGGUUGGUGUAUGAGCAGCCAGGCAGCCUGUCCUGCACCGAGACCGUCCUGACUAACCGGUCUGGAGACGGCCGCGGCACAUUCAAGAUCCAGAGUUUCAGGCAGAAAUACAACCUGGGAGCCCCGGUGGCGGGAACCUGCUACCAGGCCGAGUGGGACGACUACGUCCCCAAACUGUACGAGCAGCUGGCCGGAAAAUAAAUGGAAAGACCUGACUCGAGCGUUCAGCACUAGGAAUUCCCACUAUAGGAAACUCCCAUUCGUGUAAGAAGCAAAAACCCCAACAGAAACAAAGCAUUUUUUUUUUUUUUUGUGUGUGCCACUGAAUAGUUUAGUUUAUUGAAUUGAAUAUUAUUUCCCCCUCUAUGUUGCCUACCUGUGACAAAAAUAACUGCUCCUCUGAAUGAUGUCACCUGCACUCAUCUGCAAUAAAUCUAGUAAACACUGAAAUAGU